Messenger RNA from Ectocarpus sp. CCAP 1310/34, 1598 nucleotides. NCBI's taxonomy places the organism in Eukaryota, Phaeophyceae, Ectocarpales, Ectocarpaceae. The record is from the annotation of a GenBank genome assembly.
UUCCAACCCACACCAUCCCACAUCGUGGGCUGGUGAUUGAGUUAUCAUCCUGGCGGCGUGGCGAUGUAGUACGCCGUUGGCAAGCACAAGGAUUGCCUUCCCGACUGCAGGAGCGAACAAAGAUGGCCUUCGCGACUGCUGCAGCAGAGUAAAGGGCUAUCACCGCGGACCCUGCUGGCCUGCUUCUGUGCAUCUCCAGUACUAGCGCACUCGAUGUUGCUGUAGUUCAACCUCGGGGGGAACCUGAGGAUGAUGGUCAAGAACCAUGGCUUGCCCGCGGCGUCGGGAGGACUAUCGUGGGAAACUGAUCCAACGGGCCACGACGGACUGGGAAUCGAGUUACCCCGUCCCCCCGGAGUAGUGGCCGGCCGCCAUCGCCUAAGUAGGCACGGGCUAGAGGAGUUGGCUCUCCAAGAGCUCAUGGGAGGGAGAGGCCGGGGGGGCAUGUAGUUUCUACGAUGAUGAGGCGUUGUGUGGUCGUGUCGACGAAAGCAGUGAUGUUGUUAGCGGCCGACGCUGCUGUCGCACCUGGCGGUUUCUCCAAGCCCAUGCUUUCCACGGAGCGAUUCACGGCAAGGAUGAGCGAAAGAAUGCCAGAAUCGAGGGUCCACACCAGGGAGGAGAAGAAGCGCAACUUCAGAGACGACCUGGUGCUGGUGGUGGCAGGGGAACAAUAUGGGAGGACUAUCAGCAGUACCAGCGGGAACAACCGCUCUCCGUUUCGAACCUUGACAGCACGGGGACGGGGCUGCGUUCGAGGGCUCGGUUGGAGAGCUGCAGCCUGGUUUUCUAUCCUUUUGGGCGUCGCAAUCUUCGGGAAGGCUGGCAUUGCGAGGGGAGGGAGUAGGGGGCGGAGGCGGGGUGUGGGAUGAAGGGCGGGGGGGUGUUGCCACCGCCGCCCGUGCUGCGCCAGCUGCUGGAGCGUUGAUGCUGAUGCUGAAGGGGGGGGGAGGCAACGGUGGUGGCAAGCAGCCGCGAAAGAUGAAACAAGAGGCUUACUUACCACGUUGGGUUUUAUGGUCAUCGUGUAGAUUCGGAUGUGGCAAGAGACACGGCGCUGCUGUUUGUAGGCGAGAAUUUGCUGCGUGUGAAGAACGUCAUUGCUCAGAGUGUGCGAAUUUGCGCUUGUUUUGUUUCUGCUCUUCUUGAACUGCGUGCGUGUGUUUGUGUCCGUUGUCCCAUUUAUUCUGGAAUUGAGUGUUUUUUUUACGUGUUCCGGUAUGCUUUAUUCUGAACGCAUCAUCAGGGGUCAUGAAGGACGAAGGCUACACGACAGCAGCUUUCGCGUGUUUUUUUUCACCUUCCUUCACUAUGUGCUCCUUCACCUUUCGACGCGAAAAGAGUUCAGCCGUCGCUUUCCAUCGUCGACCGUGAACUCGAACCUGUACCAGAGGGUUUUAUACACCAUCAUCAGGGCUCUGUAGUCUACCAGCCGACAUGCACGGGGACAUCCGAGCGGCCGUUGCGCUUCAUACCUUGUCUGUCUGUGCUUAAUGUGAAUAUAGAUGAACGCGGAAGCAUUUUUCGCCAACCCCAGUUCACCGAUUAAAAUUCACGCCUAGAUGCUUUCGCCGUAGGGACUACUGCAGGACGUAGUG